Rotaria socialis is the source of this 1674-nucleotide messenger RNA. The record is from the annotation of a GenBank genome assembly. Lineage: Eukaryota; Metazoa; Rotifera; Eurotatoria; Philodinida; Philodinidae.
AUGGACGGGCGCUACCAAUUAUUUGAAAAUCUUAGCAAUGAAAUAGUAUACGACAUUUUUGAAUAUCUUGAUGCUUAUCAUGUUUAUCAAGCAUUUUAUAAUCUUAAUAAGCGAUUUAGAAAUAUUCUUAUGUUGUCAAGUUUUCCAAUUAAACUCAAUACAUCAAAUAUAUCGAAAUCAUCAUUUCAUAAUUACUAUGAACAGUUCAUCGUGCCUAGUGAACAUAGAAUCAGUUCGAUGUAUUUAUCGAAUCCAUAUAUCGCCGAUUUAAUUUUACCAGCAUCUGAAAAUAUUGUACUAUUUAGUCAACUUAAGACAUUAGUUAUUGAGAAUAUUGAUUUAGAAUAUCUGGAAAAUAUGCUCGAACAUUUAGCUGCAUUGUCUAAACUCUUUCGUUCAUUGAAACGCUGUGUAUUAUCGUUAAAUGGCAUUGGCAUUUGUGAUUCAUUGCCUCAAAAUGUUGGUACUUUUAGUUCUAUUGAGUAUCUUAUUAUUAAGAAUGAGGUGUCGCUUGUGGAGCUAGUGUCUCUUUUAUCAUACGUUCCUCAUCUUCGUCAUUUAUCAAUCGGUCAUCUAUGUCACUCUUACCGCGAAAGAUAUAAAGAUUUUCCGCUUUUUUUAAAAGAUCUGACACACGUCAAUCUCAAAUUACAACGUAUAACAUUUGAUUAUUUUGAAUCAUCGAUUAUGAAGUUUUUUCAUCAUCUUCAAGUUUUGCGUAUAUCGACGAGUCAUGAUAUCGAAUAUUUAAAUGCUAAAAGAUGGGAAAAAAUAAUUUCAUCUUAUAUGCCUCAACUGCGAGUUUUCAAUAUUGAACAUGAACAUGUGUUAAAGAAUGGAACGGAUAUAAAUUCGUGUCAAAAUUUGACCAAUCGAUUUACGACUUCGUUUUGGACGAAACGAAAAUGGUUUUUUAGACAUCAACAUAGUAGCCUAGAACGUUCAAAUCAUGUAAUCUUUUAUUCAACACAUCCAUACAGAAGAAACUACUAUAAAUUGAGAAACGUAUGCAAUCAAUGCAGCUACCUACGUCAAACUGUCUAUAAUCUCGAUUUAGUUCGUCAUGUUCAUAUCGGACAACAAUCAAGAGUAAAUGAUUGUUCAAUAUACUUUCCAAAUGCGACUGAACUUACCAUAUCCGGUGCUGUUUAUACGUUUGAUGGAUCAGCUUCUAGUUUACUCGGGAAUAUUGUUUGUUUAUCGCAACUCACUAAAAUAGUUAUCGAUUAUAAAAUAACUCAUUUUUCUGAAACAAUUCGAAUCUUAAACUCUGCAUAUAAUUGUCAGACAUUGGUAAUCCACUUUUUUUCAGUUGAUAAAGACCAGGCUUUAUUUACACAAACUAGUGGAACUUUUCGGCUUUUAUCUAGCAGAAAUAAUAUUAGAAAUCUUACUGUCAAAUCAUUGUGCACUUUACAACAAUUUGAAUUCUUAGUACAGUUAUGUCCUCGAUUACAGCAUCUUGAUAUCCAUGUUUCGCAUGAAGAUUUUCAAUGUAUUAUUAAAUACUUCCUAAGAAAUUAUGAAAAUAUUUCGAAUCUGCUUACAUUGCACAUUAAAAGUUCAGAAGAUAUAUGGAUUGAAAAAGUGGUAAAUACAAUUGCAGAAGAGAGACAACUUGGUGAAGUUUCUGCAAAAGUUAUCGGCUAUUUUCAAUGUUAUUUAUGGCGUUAA